UCUUUCCUGCAUCCGGGCGUAGGUGGGCUGGCUCCGACGCCUCGCGAGCGGCAUGGAGGUCCACGGCGAACCCCAGUGCGGCCCGAGCUCUUCCACUUCCCCCCAGGACGGCUCCGGGGUCUCGGUGUCCCAGGAGCUGCUGACGGCAGGGAGCGGCGGCCGCGGAGGUAUAUGGGACAGAUUGCUCAUCAACCCCAAGCCUAAUUCCAGAAAGAAUUCCAGUCUUCAAACAGUUCGGAUAGAGAGGAGUCCCUUAUUGGACCAGGUACAGACCUUUCUCCCACAGAUGGCUCAGGCGAAUGAAAAGCUAAGAAAAGAAAUGGCAGCUGCACCACCUGAUCAUUUCAAUAUUGAAAAUAUUGAUGAGACUCUUGGAAACAUUAUACAAAUGGACGUGGCCUUGUUUGAGAUGAAUCAGUCUGAUUCAAAAGAUGAAGACAGUUCUGAAGAGAAUUCACAGGCCAGUUCUGAAUCCGAGGACGAAGAUGACAGCAGCUCUUCUGAAGUCACUGUAGAUAACAUCAAGCUUCCUCAUUCAGAAGAUGGAAAAGGCAAGAUAGAAGUCUUGGACAGUCCUGCCAGUAAAAAAAAGAAACAGUGAAAUAAAUUAUCCAAGCAGCAGGUGAUCUACGCCUGCUAAUUCUGUGAAAAAGAA
Molecule: messenger RNA, 655 nt
Organism: Myotis lucifugus (little brown bat)
Lineage: Eukaryota; Metazoa; Chordata; Mammalia; Chiroptera; Vespertilionidae
Gene: NOPCHAP1
Product: chromosome unknown C12orf45 homolog
Exons: 4
Coding region: 53-601 (182 amino acids)
Biological process (GO): box C/D snoRNP assembly
Molecular function (GO): box C/D methylation guide snoRNP complex binding
Source: RefSeq, a predicted model, not a curated record